Molecule: messenger RNA, 1435 nt
Organism: Aspergillus campestris IBT 28561
Lineage: Eukaryota; Fungi; Ascomycota; Eurotiomycetes; Eurotiales; Aspergillaceae
Exons: 2
Coding region: 1-1248 (415 amino acids)
Source: RefSeq, a predicted model, not a curated record
AUGCCUCCCAUGCUUCCUUCUCUACUCGCUCGCACCUGGAACCCUGGCACAACCUCGGCGGAAUUCUUUAACCAGUGGCAUAAUCCUGCCGAUGUCUUUUCGGUGUUGCUGAUUCUCGGGGGUGAUGUUGUGGCUCGGGCAUUGGCCCAACUUUCGGGGUCACGGGUGACGCCUGUCGCGUUCUCUUUUGGAUGGGUUGCUUAUUCUGUCAGCGCUGUUGUGUCUGUCUUUGGGGCAAACAAACUCAUGCCCGCUCCGGAUUGUCCCUGCAUGGUCAUCAAUGGCCAAACAGGAUACGUGCGAGAUAACCACAGCUGGAUCAUUGGUCGGAUGGUUCGAGAUUAUGGAUCUUGGAUGCAUGAUGAUACUCGCCACCAGCUGGAGAGGAUAAUUGUUGAAAGGUGGAACAAGGAAAAGCGUCGAAAGUCCCCUGGAGACCCGGACCCUCCUCGACCUACGCAGACCGGUCUCUGUGUAUCAAUCUACAACUCUGAACGAGUCCUUCCCGGACAUCCUGGCAGAGAUGCAAUCUAUUACUUUGGACUGAUGACUGGUGUCGUCCAGCUUGGUAUUGCAGCUAUCCCAUGUGGUAUACAUGGCAAUUGGGGAAUUAUGGUGAUCACUGCGGUUGGGAUCUUGCUGUCGCUUGUCAUGGGUUCGCUGGGCCAGUGGAAGCAAGAAAAAUGGGCGUGCCGUUCUGGAAAACAGAAUUCAGUGAUUCUGACAAAAGGCAAUGGUAGCCAGCAUGCAAUUGUCGUCUUCGGGGAGGCACGCGGUCUUGAUCUUGAAGCUUUGGCCAUAAGUCCCGCUAUAACGGAUACGCUGACUACAACGGUAACCAGGGUUGUUGUUAUACUGUUAACUCUUCUUUGGGUAUUCCUUCUUAUCGCUGCCUCUGCUUUGAAACAGGAUACCUGGUAUCUGUUAGCGGUCGGGGGCAUUGGAAUGCUCCAGAACAUCCUUGCUGCCGGCGUUUCUCGAACUCCUGAGCAAUUUGGUAUAUCGCUGAGCUUCCAGACAGUCAUUUGCCGGCCAAAGGUCAUGGAGACACUUUUGGAGGUCGAAGCAAAGUACCACGGUGUGGGGCGGAGUAUGCUCGGGGUGUUGUUCCCAGGGAAAUUACGCCCUCAGGAAGAGGAGCUCUGGAAUGAGAUUGCGGUGCGAGCCGCAGCUGCUAUGGAGAAGCCCAAGCUCAGCAACGACCUAGGGGCUGGACAUGAGACCAGCCAAGAGGUGAAAGGCUCGUGAGUUGGCAAGUGUGCAACAUGGAAGAAACAAGUUAGAGGUGUGCUUUGUAGCAAUAUGACUCCUAUCUUAGGGUGAGAAGGACAAGUCUAAUUCCACGCGAUGCAAACCUGGUUACCUGGUUCUCGAUGUGGAAUCAAUGCAUUGGUCCAAUUCAGCAGAACUAUGUAAUAUAUCAGGGUAUUUCCGC